UUACAUAUAAUUGCCUGUGCAUAUUAAGCUGAGAUAUCUAAAUGUUUUACAUCGUAUAAAUGACAGACUUCAGCUUUAAGGGAAAAGGGACUUUGGGGAAACAUACGCUUCUGGCGUCAUACAUCACAUGAUAGAGCGUGACCAAUGGUAGAACGGCUUCUCCCUCUACACGGAACUGAUUGCGGAUUUCUUUGGCAGUCCAUGGCAGACCAAAACGGUCACAUUGAUGUUGGCCCUCCAAGGGAAGCGGUGGCGGGUGUAGGCUUCCCAGCUCCUCCCCCACCCAUCUACGCCUGCACCCUUACUCCUGAACUGGUGGCCAAGGCACGGGAAGAGCUCCAGGAGAAGCCUGAAUGGAGGCUCCGGGAUGUCCAGGCGUUACGAGAUAUGAUACUAAAAGACCACCCUAAUCUGAGGACACGGUUAGAUGAUGCAUUUCUGCUGCGUUUCCUCAGGGCCAGAAAGUUUGAUUAUGACCGGGCCCUUCAGCUUCUCCUGAAUUAUCAUGCCAACCGGAAAGCCUGGCCUGAGGUGUUCCAGGACCUGAAGCCCUCUACGGUCAAGCACGUCCUAGACCUGGGUUUUCUCACUGUCCUUCCCAGACCAGACCCUCAUGGACGCUACAUACUGUGUUUACGGCCAGGCAAAUGGAAGCCUAAUGAUUACCCAUUUGUGGACAACAUUCGAGCUAUUUAUUUGACAUUAGAGAAGCUGAUUCAGCCUGAGGAAACCCAAGUGAAUGGAAUUGUUAUCCUGGUGGAUUAUGGAGGAGUUGGCCUCUCUCAAGCCUCUAAUCCAGGUCCACUUUUGGCCAAGAAAGUUGUUGGUAUCCUUCAAGAUGGCUUCCCAAUCAGAAUAAAGGCUGUAAACAUUAUAAAUGAGCCACGUAUCUUCAAGGGUAUUUUUGCGAUAAUUAAGCCAUUUCUGAAAGAGAAAAUGGCAGAGAGGUAUGUCCUGCAUGGCUCAGACUUGGCGUCUCUCCAUCGAGUCAUUCCUCAAUCUGUGCUGCCUCAAGAGUAUGGAGGAGUAGCUGGAAGACUUGACAUGUCUGCCUGGUCCAGAACGCUGCUGGAGGCUGAGGAAGAGUUUGUGGUGGAGUUCUGUCAGCCUGAUCCUCUGGAGGGUGUCAUUCUGCCAGACUCCAUGCUGUUUGAGGGAGAGCAAGCUGGCGCACAUGGAGAGGACUCCUUCAGACAUCUGCGUUCCCAGCUUUAUUAUUGUUACUGACCUCCUGGCAAUGUGCAACUGUUUUUUUUUUAAACAUUUGUUUAGCUAUGACCAACUAUGUAUUCUAUUCACAGUGUGAUGAGGUCAGCUGAUCAGUCUGACCGUUUAAAAGAUCUGGUAAAGACAGUCAUUUAGAUACUGGAUAUAUACUCAUUGCUUUGGUUUAACCUGUGUUUUAAAAACUUGAUUCAGAAUCAUUUUUAGAUUAUAAUACUCAAUAGCCAUCCAAUCAAUAUCCUUUUGAGAAGGAUCCCUGUUUUAAUAUAUAAUCAGUGUAUUUGUUUUCAGUUGUACGGUGAGCAUUGAAAUGUCUAAAAUAGUUAUUUUCAGUGCUACAUCAUUUAUGUUACAUCUCAUAUAAUGCCUUAAUUUAUGGUGAAGGGAAUAUCAUUUAUAUUUAUUUAGAUUAUUUAGAACAUGGAGAUAACCACACAUGUCAAUUAAAUACAAUGCAAUAACAUUGUGCAUUUUUAAAUUCAUAAGCCUCAGUACAGAGAAUUAUUUUAUCCUACAGAGAAUAAAACAAUUACCAUGUUUCUUUCUGA
Molecule: messenger RNA, 1772 nt
Organism: Megalobrama amblycephala (Wuchang bream)
Lineage: Eukaryota; Metazoa; Chordata; Actinopteri; Cypriniformes; Xenocyprididae
Gene: ttpal
Product: tocopherol (alpha) transfer protein-like
Exons: 5
Coding region: 145-1227 (360 amino acids)
Cellular component (GO): membrane
Molecular function (GO): phosphatidylinositol bisphosphate binding
Source: RefSeq, a predicted model, not a curated record